This is a messenger RNA of Condylura cristata (star-nosed mole), 3049 nucleotides long. It is a transcript of the gene ZNF471, whose product is annotated as zinc finger protein 471. Gene Ontology annotation, biological process: regulation of DNA-templated transcription. Bases 1 to 2727 code for a protein of 908 amino acids. The transcript has 6 exons. Lineage: Eukaryota; Metazoa; Chordata; Mammalia; Eulipotyphla; Talpidae. The record is from RefSeq and is a predicted model, not a curated record.
AUGCCCUGCGCUGGCGAGUCUGAUGCCGAGCCGCGUCAGCCGUUUGAAGCCACGGCGGAAGCUGAGAAGUGCGGGCAGCGGCCCCCGCCUGACCGCACCGGCCAGAAGGCCAGCGCCGGCGUGUCCGGCCGCGCCGGGAAGAAGCGCCGGCGUGGCCCAGCUCCUGCUUGCUGGGAGUUGGCGAACUUGCAGCCAAAGAAGCACCCAGAUGAUACAAACAUCAAGCUCACUCGGCUGUGCAGAGCAGCCAGCCCCUCGUGGCACGAUGGGAGCAUGCUGGGCGCUGCCUACGUGUGUCGCGCCCACCGCGUCGGGAAGAGCACCUCAGCUCGGCGCCUCUUCCCCCGAAACAGGAGGACCGGCAGGAAGUGGCCGCGCGCCCCGCACACGGUGCGGCUGAACGCCUCGGCCGGAGGCGGCUGGAGCUCCGACGAGUUCGUGCGCGGACGCGAGCACUUGUCCGUCAAGCGUGUUUUCGCAUCGUUUCAGGACUUGGUCACGUUCAAGGAUGUGGCCGUCGACUUUUCCCAGGAGGAGUGGGAAUGGCUGGACCCGGCCCAGAGGCGGUUGUACCGGAGCAUGAUGUUGGAGAACUACCGCAGCCUGGCGUCUCUGGGACUUUGUGUCACCAAGCCUUAUGUGAUCUCCCUGUUGGAGCAGGGGAAGGAGCCUUGGGAGAUGCAGCGUAAGAUGGCAAGAAGCCCGCCCCCAGAUUGGGAGUCUCUAUAUGAGACACAGGCAUUAUCUCUGAAGCAGUACAUGUACGAUGACAUGUUCAUGGAGAGAAUUGCAAGCUAUGGACUUGAGUGUUCUCCUUUCAGAGAAAAUGUGAAAUGUGAAGAUCUUUUUGAAAGGCAUCUGGUAAGUCAAGAGAUGUUUAUGAGGCAAAAAUCCACUCAUAAAGAAACAGAGACUGAGGAGCCAGAUCACAGAUAUAACAAAUCUGGAAAAUUUGUCCCUGUGCUCAAUGUAGAAGAGAAGCUUUAUAAUCAUAAGUUGGAUAAAAAAAGCUUAUCCAAAAGUCCCGUGGUAUUAAAACCCAAGAAAGUUUAUGGAGGAAAGAAACUUUUCAAAUGUAAUGAAUGUGAGAAAACCUUCACCCAGAGCUCAUCCCUUACUGUUCAUCAGAGAAUCCAUACUGGUGAAAAACCAUAUGCAUGUAGGGAAUGUGGGAAAGCCUUCAACCAGAGUCAGCACCUUGCCCAACACUACAGAAUCCAUACCGGAGAGAAGCUCUUUGAAUGUAAAGAAUGCAGGAAAGCCUUCAGCCAGAAUGUCCACCUUGUUCAGCAUCAAAGGAUUCACACUGGAGAAAAACCAUAUAAAUGUAAGGAGUGUAGAAAAGCCUUCAGCCAGCCUGCACACCUUGCUCAGCACCACAGGAUCCACACUGGGGAGAAGCCCUACAAGUGUAAGGAGUGUGAGAAGGCCUUCAGUGACGGCUCAUCGUUUGCUCGCCAUCAGAGAUGUCACACUGGCAAAAGGCCCUAUGAGUGCAUUGAAUGCGGGAAGGCCUUUAGACAGAACACGUCUCUCAUCCGCCACUGGCGCUACUACCACACGGGCGAGAAGCCCUUCGACUGCGCCGACUGCGGGAAGGCCUUCAGCGACCACAUCGGGCUCAGCCAGCACCGGCGCAUCCACACUGGAGAGAAGCCCUACAGGUGUAAUGUGUGUGGAAAAACCUUCAGCUAUGGCUCGUCCCUCACCGUCCAUCAGAGAAUUCACACAGGAGAGAAGCCGUAUGAAUGCGAUGCUUGUGGCAAAGCCUUUAGUCACCAUGCUUCACUCACGCAACAUCAGAGAGUACAUUCUGGGGAGAAGCCUUACGAAUGUCAGGAAUGUGGGAAAGCCUUCAGGCAGAGUAUACACCUCGCAAGUCACUUGAGAAUCCAUACUGGUGAGAAGCCCUAUGUGUGUAAGGAGUGUGGAAAAGCUUUCAGCAUCAGUUCCCAGCUGGCCACUCACCAGAGAAUUCAUACUGGAGAGAAGCCUUAUGAAUGCAAGGAGUGUGGGAAAGCUUUCACGCAGAGGGCACACCUGGCCCAACAUAGUAAAAUUCAUACUGGAGAAAAACCUUACGAAUGCGAUGAAUGUGGCAAGGCCUUCAGCCAGACUACCCGCCUCACUCAGCACCAGCGAGUCCACACGGGAGAGAAGCCCUAUAAAUGCGCCGAGUGCGGAAAGGCCUUUAGUGACAGCUCGUCCCGUGCUCAGCAUCGGAGGCUUCAUACUGGCCAGCGGCCCUAUGGGUGCGUAGAGUGUGAGAAGGCAUUUAGGACAAAAUCUUCCCUCACUUGUCAUCAGAGAUGCCACACCGGGGAGAAGCCGUACGCAUGCGGUGCGUGCGGCAAGGCCUUCGGCCACCGGCAGUCGCUGACUGUUCACCAGAGGAUUCACUCUGGAGAAAAACCCUACGAGUGUAAGGCAUGCAGGAAGACCUUCAGCCAGAUUGGACACCUGAACCUGCACCGGCGAGUUCACAGUGGCGAGCGCGCUUGCCAGUGCACGGGAUGCGGAGAAGUCUUCAGGCAGAGUGCGCAUCUUGCGCGUCACCAGAAAGCUCAUGGGGUGGAGCCGCCUGGUGUGGCCGGCUUGCUCUCCGCGGAGUCACCGCACCCUGUGGCCGCAGCUGAGAGGCGUGUCUGGAGCGCGCCGGCUGCCUUCCCUUCUCACUGUCCUGCACCGGAUCAGGACCUUUUCCCCUGGGGGCUUCCCUUCCUCUAACACGGGAGUGCUGGGUCCCCUCUGGAGAGUGUUUCUCCCACGUGAAUGUGCUUCUGUUACUCUUACCAGCCUAUCAUGAAAUCUUAAACUACUUGAUGCGUAUCACAGCCUGGUGGCGUAUCUGGCCCAGACUGAGCGCUCAGUAACUGGGGGUCAAUAUUUUUGUGGCGUGAAAAAGUGUUUUCAGACCAUGGGAGGCAUGCGACAACACCCUAACAGGUAUGGUGCUGAAACGCUUCAAGUGGGUGAUAGGAUUAGCACGCACGUGUGGUGUGUGUAAAGCUCGAUAACAUAACAAAAGAAUAUAGUGGCUUUUCAAGGC